CCGGCGGUCCCAUGCAAGCACUCAGUGGAGAAGAAGACGAUGACCAACCCUACCACCGUCAUCGAAAUCUACCCUGACACCACCGAGGUGAACGACUACUAUCUCUGGUCCAUCUUCAACUUUGUAUACCUCAACUUCUGCUGCCUCGGCUUCAUCGCCUUGGCCUAUUCAUUGAAAGUCCGGGAUAAGAAACUCCUCAAUGAUUUAAAUGGAGCAGUUGAAGAUGCUAAGACAGCCCGGCUUUUUAACAUCACCAGCUCAGCCCUUGCCACCUUCUGUAUCAUCCUUAUCUUCAUCUUCCUGCGAUACCCUCUCACUGACUACUAGAGUGAGGCCAACAGCAGCGGCCGCCGCCAAAAUGCCUCUAUGCCAGAAGUGUCUGCAGUUGUUUCUUGUAGCAAGGACACACACAAAAAUAACAACCACUACACCUUGAUUGCAAAAAAAGCCAACCAACGAAACCCACCAAAGUCAAUUGAAUACAUAAAUAAAAUUUGAAUUAGUUUAUCAGCCCAGCUGAGCAUACCCUUUCUGCCCCCAAAUAGUAUUUGAACUGUGGUAGGAAAGGGUCUCACUCUUACAUGUGUACAGGGAAAGAAAUAGACCAAGAAAUAUUUAUUUUAUGGUCGACAAGCUGUUUGAAAAGAGUGUGCAAAGCCCAGAGUGACACAUGCCUAGUGGCAGAGAGCUGAGCUCUGGGGAGCAGUGGGUCCUGCAGAGCUGGAGACACAUGCAGUGAUGGAUGGGGACCACAGCAGGGCUGUCUCACAACAUAUCAGGUGUGUUCAGACCGCCCCACCACCCCCCAGCUUAUGGGGGUUUCUUUUCCUUUUCUUCUCUUGAAUUUCAUCCGCUGGUUCAAACAACUCCCAACCCCUGGAAAGCUGAGGGUGUUAGAUGAAGUUCAUGCUGGGGACCCCCAAAGCCUCCAGAGAAACCCCAAAGUGCUAAAGGGCAGGUUUCUCCUUGGGCUCUCCCAGCAGUGCUGAGAAGGAAGGCAGCUUCUGGACCACUCGCCUAAGCCACCUAAGUGGAGUGCUACUGUAUUUCUGUAAACAGUCAAUAAAAAGAUACCUCUGAUACGUGA
Acanthisitta chloris (rifleman) is the source of this 1087-nucleotide messenger RNA. RefSeq names its product interferon-induced transmembrane protein 10. NCBI's taxonomy places the organism in Eukaryota, Metazoa, Chordata, Aves, Passeriformes, Acanthisittidae. The annotation marks the transcript as partial. The record is from RefSeq and is a predicted model, not a curated record. The transcript is spliced from 2 exons. Gene Ontology annotation, cellular component: plasma membrane.